This is a messenger RNA of Helianthus annuus (common sunflower), 2038 nucleotides long. RefSeq lists its product as uncharacterized. The record is from RefSeq and is a predicted model, not a curated record. Gene Ontology annotation, molecular function: S-adenosylmethionine-dependent methyltransferase activity. NCBI's taxonomy places the organism in Eukaryota, Viridiplantae, Streptophyta, Magnoliopsida, Asterales, Asteraceae. The coding region runs from base 240 to 1655 and encodes 471 amino acids. The transcript has a single exon.
UUGUACAUCUCUACCUUUAACCGGGCCCAUUUGGAAAUGGCUCCCAUAGAUAUUUGAGCCAAUGGCCGAAUGCUUUAGUCCAAAACUCAAAAGCCCAUUAUUGCCACUCCUCAAAUUUCAACUAAUUUUAACCGUCAGUGGCAAUUUCGUAAAUAUAUACACCCAUACCAUAGCCGGCAGACUUAUAUCCACUCUCUCCAUAUCAAAUUUUCAAAACUUGCCACUGAGAUUCCAUCUCUAUGAGUAACCAAUCUUUCUUCCCGCCAAAUCUCUACAUUCCCGUGACUAACCUUUGCCGACGAAGACAUCUCGUCCGAGCAAUAUUUGCCGGAAUCUUUUUCUUCCUUGCAAGACAAGUCUACCUCUCCACCACCACCACCAUCACCACCACAACCACCACCGCCACCGAAACCCGAAACUCCUUCGAACCCGAACUCGACACCCAACUCGUCAAAUGCUACUCCACCGUCUUCCAGAACCUUAUACACGACGGAUUCCUCACCCUCCACUCCAAAACCCUCACAGUCGGCAUCCCGAUUCUUGAAUUCUCAGCUGCAUUGCGAGAAUCGGGCAUCACCGAUGCGAAAUACACGAAAAAGAACGUCUGGUUACCGUUUAGAAACCACACAUUUGAUUUCGAAUUUUCGUCCCACACGGGUCUUGAUUGUUCCCAAUUUCCAGGCCAAUUCGCGUCCGAAUUGUCGAGAACUUUGAAGCCGGAUGGGUAUCUUGUGAUCCACACGGAAUCUAAAGACUUGUAUAGUUUAAAUUCUUUGUUGGAUUUGUUUGAUUCGUUUAAAUUGAUCCGAUCGCGUGAGAUUUCGGUUCCACAUUGGUCGAUUCAACACGUUCGCGAAAUCGUGUUGAAAAAACAGGGGAUUCUCCGGCGACGGAGAAGUGUCGCCGGAGAAUGCUCUGUUCCCGCGUAUAAAAAGAAAUUAAUUCAAAAUUCGGAACCGUUGAUACCCGAAGAGCCGAUGAAGCCGUGGGUUUCGGGUAAAAGAAACCUCAAGAACAUGAAGUAUUUACCAUCAAUGGCGGAUAUUCGGUUUAAAACCGGGUAUGUUUACAUUGACGUGGGCGCGAGAGGCUACGGGUCGAGUAUAGGAAGUUGGUUCAAGAAGGUUUACCCGAAACAGGAUAAAUCGUUUAAGAUUUUCGCGGUUGAAGCCGAUAAACGGUUUCAUGAUGAGUACAAGUCCAAGAAAAGGAUAACCCUUUUGCCAUAUGCGGCUUGGGUGCGAAACGAGUCGUUGUUUUUUGAGAUUAAUCGCGCGCCUAACCAUUAUAAUGAGGAGAAAGGGAAGGGGAUGGGACGGGCUCAAUCGGCCCAAACGUCGACAUAUUUCAUGGGGGAUUUGAACAAGGUUCAAGGGUUUGAUUUCGCGGAUUGGGUGAAGAAGAGUUUUAGGGAGACGGAUUUUGUUGUUGUGAAGAUGGAUGUGGAUGGGACCGAAUUUGAUUUGAUGGCGAAAAUGGUUGAAACCGGGGCGAUUUGUUUGAUUGAUGAAAUGUUUCUUGAAUGCCAUUAUGAUCCCAAGGAAAAAUGUUGUGAUAUUGAAAUGGAUUCAAAGUAUGACAAUGGGUUUAAAGAUUGUUUGGAGUUGUAUAGUUCAUUGAGGGAGAAAGGUGUUCUAGUUCAUCAACGGUGGUAAUACUAUUACUAACACACAUUUGUUUCUGAUUUUUGAUUGUUACAUAGUUAGUUUAGCAUAAGUGUUUGGUCUUUUGGGAUUUGAAAAAUCUUGAAAAUCAAGUAUUAGAUUUUACAAUAUUCACAUUGAAAAUUAAAUCAAAAAUAACAAUGCAAAAAUCUUGCAAGUAUGAAUGGUUUAACAAGUUAAAAAAGAAGAAAAAGAAGAAGAAGAAGAAGAAAACGGGCCGUUAAAAUUGAGUAGGUGGACGGCCCACUCAAUCCUUCAAGUCUUCAAACCACCCAAGACAGGCUCGGGUAUACCCAUAGAACCCAACAAAGGUGUGAGUUAUUACUUAUUACUGGUAGUAGGCCUUGUUGAAUAAACGUGUUAUACUUAUGGUU